Messenger RNA from Rhincodon typus (whale shark), 2008 nucleotides. Its product is annotated as probable G-protein coupled receptor 160. The transcript has 3 exons. NCBI's taxonomy places the organism in Eukaryota, Metazoa, Chordata, Chondrichthyes, Orectolobiformes, Rhincodontidae. The record is from RefSeq and is a predicted model, not a curated record. The coding region runs from base 422 to 1477 and encodes 351 amino acids. Gene Ontology annotation, cellular component: signaling receptor complex; plasma membrane.
UGGUGAGCAAAGGAAUAUAUAUCAUCCUUCCUUCAGUUUUUGUGAUUCUUUCUGUCUUUGUCUCACCUUCUCCUUCCUUUCUUUAACGAUUACAAUUCAAAGUUCUCUCAAUCGUUGCGUGUGUCAAAUGGUCAGAACAGCAAUUUUGCAUUUAAUCGAGUGGAAACAGGCUUCUGUUCACAGGAGAGGAAAGCACUGUACCCAGGAGAUGCUGGAAUCUUGGUUAAUUACAAACAAGACAGCUUUGCUUUCAUUGGUUAAUGGGUGUAAUCGUGCUUUUAACUAACCAAUGAAGCUAAAGGGUGGAGAUUCUGUGUUUGUCUGCAAACCAGCUUUGAGUGGAAUGAUGUCUGUGUGGAAGCUUUGUAGGAAUUCUGAUGUCAAUGCAAAGUAGAUUUAUCUCUCACUUCAUAUAACGUGGAUGAUAAGCAGUGGAUUGAACAUGGAACCUGUUUUCUGUGAGAACUGCAUAAAGAUUGACAGCAGCCUGUAUUUCUACCAGAUCAUUGACGGCAGAAAUUUAUUGCUCAUUGUCCUGUUUGCAAAGGUCAUCCUCAACUUUCUCAUCUUGAGCACAAAGCGAAGCAUACUCCCGAGUUUAAUUGGCUAUUUCUGCAUCUCCCUAUCAUUGAUGGAUCUUGCACUAUUUGUGAAUGUGUUAAUAGUUUCAUGUUUUAAGACAUGUACAGUGCUUGGAACUCAAAUUGGAAACCAUCAUGUUUGCCUGCUUCUACAGAUUUUCUCAUCGAUGUACAGUGUCCUGCAUUUUCCCAUCUUCUUCCUGUCUGGUCUUGAUUUUUAUCUAAACCUACCUCAUCUUGACAAACCCAUAAGCACGUCCCAGAAAAUCCUAUAUAUUUUCAAUAUCACGCUACUAUGGUUUGGAGCCAUUGUCUAUGUAUUUGAUAUGCACAGUCUCCAUCCAUCACUAAAAGCUGUCUUGUACUACUAUUUGUACCAAUGCGAUGUCACCAUCAGCGUUCAGAGCCACUUUCUCUCCAUUCUGAUACUUCUGACAGUGAUUCUUGUGACUAUUUAUUGUUGGUCUGGUUUGAGAUCCCUUGUCAGAUCUCUGAAGGUCAUUUCCUAUGUGGAAGAGGUUGUGGUGAUAUGUUCACACUCCAACGCGUGGCUGCAGUCCCAUUCAGCCAAGAAACAACUCCUGACCAAUAUUACCAUGUGCUUUCUCUUGACCUGGAGCCCAUUUAUUCUCCUUCAGCUGACCGUUGUUUUGAUCUGGGCUCCCCUGCCUGCCUACAUGGAUUUGAAUGUUCCUUGGCUUUGCUUCAUGAACAGCUUCCUCAUUGGAGCCAUGUACUGGCUGAGGUAUGGUGAGAUCUCUCAGGAUAUCAUUUCCUUAUUUCCUGACGGGUUCUGCCAGUGGAAAUUUUGCCAUGUCCAGCAAGUUUUCACUGCUGAUGACGAAGGAUGGAUCCCAGCGAAAGAGGACAAUGAAUCAAAAAUUCUAAUUGCCUGAAGGAACAUCCUGAAAGCACUAGUGUAUUUUUCAGUCUGGUAGCAAUAUUGAUUCAUCUUGUUUCUUAAUCUUUGAUAAGAACAUUAAUGAUCACUGAUAUAGAUGAUUUGAGAUUUAUGCAAGAGUGGAAUUAUUAAAUGGGAUUUUUAAAAAUUGUGUUCUCCUGCACACACUUAUCUCUUGAAAUUUCUUGAGUGUGAUCCUUCUAACUGUAACUCUCAAACUUGUCACUUAUUUCAGAUAUAUUUUGGCUUCACAUUUAUGAAGCAAUUUCUGCAGGGAUAAUGGUCAUAAACUUUCAAAUUAAGUUUUAAUGAUUUGCAAAAGACAUUAAGAUUACUUUCUUAGGGCAUUUGGUGAUCAAACCAUCUCUAUUGUCUAUUCACAGAGCUACUUAGCUUUGCCUACAACUGACAUGUAACUAUGAAAUGUGUAGUACAGGCAAAAAAGUCAAGUAUUUCUGUGGUUGGUGUUUAGUGUAAAGAAAUUGAGGGUGACAAUGAUGAUGAAUAAAAUAGUUUGUGCUUUCCA